CUUUUUUCACACCAAACCUUCUAUCAAUAAUUUUAUUUUGUUGAAUCACUCUUUUUUUUUCUUCUUUUUUUUCUUUCUACAAUCUUGGUCCUCUCGUGGAGUUCAUGUCUUCUCCUCCCUCUCUAGACAUAUAGAGAGAGUAGAAAGAGAUACACGUUUUGCAUGUUUUUUAUUCUCAUUUUCUUAAUUACCAUCCCAUUAUUACCAACUAUUAGGGAAAAGGGAUAAUAACACGAAGAUACAACCAAACAUGUUGCAAAGAGCUGCUAGCAAUGCAUAUUCAUGGUGGUGGGCCAGCCACAUUAGAACUAAGCAAUCAAAAUGGAUGGAACAAAAUCUUCAAGAUAUGGAGGAAAAGGUACAAACUGUUUUAAAGCUUCUAGAAGAAGAGGGAGACUCAUUUGCCAAGAGAGCAGAAAUGUAUUACAAAAGGAGACCAGAACUGAUAAGCUUUGUAGAAGAAUCGUUCCGCGCAUACCGAUCUUUAGCCGAUAGGUAUGAUCACUUAUCAACAGAGUUACAAAAUGCCAACAACACCAUUGCCUCUGUCUGUCCAGAUAGAGUUCCUUAUAUGGACGAGGACGACGAUGAAGCAUUGCCGAGGACACCAAGAAAAAUGCCAGAAGGUGUAAAACCAAAUGCUCCAAAAGUUCCAAAAGUUCCAAAGCCUCCACUCAAAGAUUUAAAAAGUGUCAUAACAUCAGCCACAAAGAAAUUCACUAACAAGAAGGCAUCUGCAGCAGCUUCUAAAGCUCCAAAAUCGGGUUUAAGCAGAAAGCAGGCAAUAGAAGAGGUUGAUAAGCUUCAAAAACAGAUUCUAUCAUUGCAAACUGUGAAAGAGUUUCUGAAAAGCUCUUAUGAUAAUUCCAUUGCUAAAUAUUGGGAAACUGAGGCGCAGAUCAAGGAAAUGCAAGAGAGAGUUUCCAAUUUGCAAGAUGAACUUGGUGAAGGUGUUGUUAAUGUUAUCGACGACGAGGAAGCUCGUCAUUUAAUGGCAGAAGCGGCACUUAAAUCAUGCCAAGAAACAUUGUCAAAAUUGCAAGAGAAACAAGCUGUGUCACUUAAUGAGACAAAAAUUGAGUCCAAAAGGGUAAAAGAAGUGAGGGAAAAGUUAAGUUCCUUUAUGAAUGAACUUCAUUCUGAUGAAACUACUACGCGAAAUCCGAGGCCAAAAAGAAACGUAAAAGAAUUAAAAGAAACAAAGGAGUUGAGUGAAGAAGUGGAGACAUUGACUCAGCAGAAACAAGAGUUGCAGUUAUUGCAAGAGAAGAUUAAAGAACAUUUUGAGACUGGUUCAUAUUCAUCUCUAACUGUCACAGAAAUGGCCGAAAAGAUUGACGAGCUUGUUACCAAAGUUAUCAGUUUAGAAUCUGCAGUUUCUUCACAGACAGCUCUGGUGAAGAAUUUGAAAAACGAAACCGAUGAACUACAUUCGUUGGUUCGGAGUCUAGAAACGGAAAAGGAAAGUUUGGUUAACGACAAAGUUAAACUGAAUGAGGAACUGCGAAAACUGGACGAAAAGGUGCAUGGAUUACAAGAUCUUAACCAAGUUGUUGAAGAUCAGAACAACAACCUUCAAACUCAUUUCACCGAAGCGCAUUGUAGUCUCGAUAAUCUCUCAGAGAAAGUCCAAAAGGUGAAUCGAGAUGAGGAGGAUGAGGCGGUGGAAAUAUCACAAACAGAAAAGAAAUCAUCAAGAGAAGCUGAUCAACCAAAACACGACGUUAAAGUACAAGAUGCAUUGAAUCAAGAAAACAAAGUCUUAUUGAAUGAUGCAAAUUCCAAUAAGGCCACGUCUUUGGUAGAAGAUACUGUAAAUUCAGAUAUGGAAAAUGAAGUCAAGGUCAUUGAUUCACAAACAAAAGAAAAAGAAGAAGCAACCUCAGUGAAAAACAAAUCUCCUAUAGAGUUGAAAGAAAAAGAGAAUACUCAUGAUAUGAGCAAUAAUAACAAUAUAAUAAAAUCAAGUGAUGAUGGAAAUAAUAAAAAUGAUUAUAAGCAAAAUUCAUCAGAGACAAAUAGUACUUCUAAAGAAGAUUCACAAGAGCAAGCAACAACACUAGAAGAUGAAAUGUGUAUGAAUGAAGUGAAGGACAAAGAAAAUGCUUUGCUAUUAGAGUAUAGUAACACUCUUAGAAAUUAUGAAGAAGUGAAAAGCAAGCUGAAUGAAGUACAGAAGAAAAGUCAAGAUGCACUCUUUGAGUCAUCUUUACAGCUGAAAGAAUUGAAGACUUCUAAUGCUGUGAAAGACGAAGAGAUUCGACUGCUACGACAGAAACUAAGUCUUUUGCAGAAAAGCUUGGAGGAAAAUGAAGAAAUGGGAGAGUUAUUGCCGCUGCAGCCACUGGAAAGUCAUGUUAUUGAGGCAAUGUUGAAAUUAGAAGAACCAGAACCCACUUCGGCUGUUGAAGAGAAGUUCAGGAUGGGAAUCGACGAACUUCUAGAGGAGAAUUUAGAGUUCUGGAUGAAAUUCAGCACUUCUUUCACCGAGAUACAGAGAUACGAAACAACUACAAGAGAUUUACUAAUCGAGGUAUCGAAACUCGACGAAAACUGGAAAUCAUCAGAAGGAAGUAGUAGCACAAAAUAUUCAUUGAAGUCGGAUGCAAGACCGCUUUUUAAGCACCUAUCAGAAAUCCAAAAUGAACUAACAUUAUGGUUGGAAAACAGUGCAAUGCUGAAGGAAGAACUUCAACAUAGGUUCUCAUCCUUGUGUGAAAUACAAGAAGAGAUAACAGCAGCAUUGAAAGCUAGCGCGGAAGAUGAUGAUUUCAAGUUCACAAGCUAUCAAGCAGCUAAAUUUCAAGGUGAGGUUUUGAACAUGAAACAAGAGAACAAUAAAGUUGCUGAUGAGCUUCAAGCUGGUUUAGACCUUGUAACAACUCUUCAACUUGAUGCUGAGAAGGCUCUUGCAAAGUUGAAUGAAAGAUUUGGACUUUCAAAUUCUAAGAGAAACCAGCCGAGACCGGAUUCUAAGAACAACAGUGUUCCUCUAAGAUCGUUUAUCUUUGGAGUUAAACAAAAAAAACAAAAACAAUCAAUCUUCUCAUGCAUGACCCCUGCAAUGAAUAAGAAAUAUCGUGCUUUGAAAUGAUAAUUGUAAAGUAAUAGUCAUACUGCAUUUAUUUCAUCUGCUAAUUUUUUUUUGUUGGUUUUAUUAGGUAUAGUGUAUGUAUUGAGAUUUGAGAGUGCAAUUGGCACUUUGACAGGAGAAUACUUUCAUUUUAUACUUGUUUAUAAAUUGUCAGAAGUGUGAUAAAUGUAUGUAGGGGAUUUA
Molecule: messenger RNA, 3277 nt
Organism: Cicer arietinum (chickpea)
Lineage: Eukaryota; Viridiplantae; Streptophyta; Magnoliopsida; Fabales; Fabaceae
Product: protein NETWORKED 2D-like
Molecular function (GO): actin binding
Source: RefSeq, a predicted model, not a curated record